AUGAUUCUCCCCUCACCGCGCAUCAAGCGCCUGCUUAUCCUCGUCUUUUUCUCCUUCCUGAUCGGCAAUGCCUUGCUGUACCUGCUCCUGCCGUACGACAACCCGCUCGUCCUGGCCUUCCGCUUCAACUUUUCGGGGUUGCAGCUCUGGUUUCGGGGGUCGGGCGUCGAGAAGGACGCCUGGCUGUACAAGCCGGCCAAGUACCCCAUCGAGUACGAUACCGACGUGGGGCUGCUGAUCAAGACCGGCUACGGCACCCGGCACCGCCUUGCGGCGCAGCUCGAGGCGUUGGGCCUCACGGCGGAAGACGCCAGCUCUUUUGUCGUCGUGGGCGACUGGACGCCGCGUGGCGGCGGCAAGAUGGCAGGCGUCGACGUCCACGAUGCCAUUGGCGGAGUCAUGGCCAUGCCCGAGAUGAGAUCCCACCACGAUGCGCCCACGUUCAAGACGUACCUAGCCCUCAAGGAGGCCGUCCAGGACGGCGACGACGCCAAGGCGACGGAGGUCGGCAAGAGAUUCGGGUGGGAUCUUGAUGCGCUCAAGUUCAUCUGGGGCCUCGAGUACGUCUACGACAACCUCCCGCCGAAGAAGUGGUACGUCAUCCUCGACGACGACACCUACCUCGUCAGGUCGUCUCUGCGGCUCCUGCUGGCACACUGGAACUGGGAUACGCCGCAGUACAUCGGUAACGCCGUGGGCGACUUCAAGGGGCGCUUCGCGCACGGCGGGUCGGCGGUGGUCAUCUCGCACGAGGCGGCCAGGCAGCUGCUCUCGCGGCGAGACGUCGUGGCCGAGAUGCAGGAGCACUCGCUCGACGAGACGUGGGGCGACAAGCUGAUCGCGGCGGCGUUACAGAAGAUUGGCGUCUACCUCGAUGAGAGGUACAGCCACUACUUUAACGGCGAGAGGCCCAGCAUCUCCAAGAUCAUGGCGGACCGGUUCUGCUCGCCGCUGGUCUCGUUUCACGGCGUGGCGGACCCGGAGGAGAUGAAGAGGAUUGGGGCCGCGUUCCGGGACGAGAGGAGUCCUGUGUUCUGGGGACAGCUCUGGGAGAUUUACGGCGCACCGUCGAUAGGGGACUUUAAGCGGUCUCCGAUCCGGGCAGACCGGGAUUUCGUGGGGAGGACGGACGAGCGGGCAAGAGUGCUGCCGGCGACGGAAAGCGGGGAGGCAUGCCUGGAAGAAUGCGAGGCUCUGGCGGACAAGUGCAUGGCGUGGACGUGGGUCGAGCAGAGCAGAGAGUGCAGACUGAGCCCGUGGAUGAUCCUAGGGGAACCGGUCCAGGGCCACUUCUCGGGUAUCAACGUGGAAGAGGUCGAAAAGCUGCAGGCACUUUGCUGA
Molecule: messenger RNA, 1341 nt
Organism: Colletotrichum graminicola M1.001
Lineage: Eukaryota; Fungi; Ascomycota; Sordariomycetes; Glomerellales; Glomerellaceae
Product: glycosyltransferase family 31
Exons: 2
Coding region: 1-1341 (446 amino acids)
Cellular component (GO): membrane
Molecular function (GO): glycosyltransferase activity
Source: RefSeq, a predicted model, not a curated record